AAUUGGUUGUGAAGGUGUGGGAGAAGUGGUGUGAAUAGAGAGGUGGAUAAGUCGAUGGUCUGAGUGGUGAGUGAAGUGAAGCAAUGGUCGACUUAUCCGGUAAUCCCGAGUCGGGCGGACCUAUAGAGCAUGGGUUCAGUAAUUGGGUAUUCAUUGUGCCCGCACUCAUCACCGCUACGCUCGUAGGAUUUUUCUUUUACAAACUCAUCCAAAGUCUGAUGGAUAAGGAGAAGAAGAAGGAGGAGAAGAAGAAACUGAAGCAACAGAAGAGGGACAGCACUAAGAAGAAAGCCAAAUGACUGUCACCUCAAUCCUAUCCCAAACCUAUAAUCCCUUUACAUUCCAAUCAAUCACUUCCACUAAACUAUUGUUUAUUAAUUAAAAAUUUUAAUUUUUGAACCAAA
Oppiella nova is the source of this 404-nucleotide messenger RNA. NCBI's taxonomy places the organism in Eukaryota, Metazoa, Arthropoda, Arachnida, Sarcoptiformes, Oppiidae. The record is from the annotation of a GenBank genome assembly.